Plasmodium coatneyi is the source of this 21327-nucleotide messenger RNA. Its product is annotated as Chloroquine resistance marker protein. Lineage: Eukaryota; Apicomplexa; Aconoidasida; Haemosporida; Plasmodiidae. The transcript has a single exon. The record is from RefSeq and is a predicted model, not a curated record. Gene Ontology annotation, biological process: protein retention in Golgi apparatus; protein targeting to vacuole. Bases 1 to 21327 code for a protein of 7108 amino acids. Gene Ontology annotation, cellular component: extrinsic component of membrane.
AUGUUUCAGAAAUUCCUCUCAGACAUCCUCAACAAAGUGCUGGGGACCUUUAUUUACGGAAUAGAUGACGAGCAAUUCGGGAUAAGCGACCUCCUAAGCGGAAAGUUGGAGCUAACAAAUAUCCACCUAAAGCAGUCUGUUGUUGAUAUGAUUGAUAUCCCAUGUAGACUAAACUUUGGGUGCAUUGGAUACUUUAAAAUUAAUUUACCAAUUUUUUAUUUCAUGAAGAAUCCCAUCAAUGUGUACAUAGAAGAUGUGAUCCUGGUCCUGUCAACCAUCCCGCCAAAAUAUUUCGACGACAAAUUAUACAAGGAGAAAUAUAUAGAAAAUAAGAAGAACUUAUUACUAUCUUCAGAGUAUAGGGCUAUUGUGUGUUCCAUAGAAGGAGGCGUUAUCUGGCAAAUGCUACUCUCCGCAAUAAAUAAUAUAAACAUUUCAGUUAAGAAUGUACAUAUACGGAUAGAAGAUUUCACGAGCAAUCCUUCUUCCUGUUUUUCCUUUGGAAUCAGUGUCGAAGAAUUGUUCUUAAGCUUACCAAAAGAUGGGUUGCCCAUCAAGAGGGAUGGUUAUUACACCAAAAAAAAUGAACUGGUUAAUAACACCAUGAUAAAUAUGAUAACGAUUAAAAAGUUGGGCUUCUAUAUGGAUUACCUGGAUAUGAAAAAAAUUAUGAACAGAAAGUACCAUACACAAUGGGAUAAUCUGUACAUGAACAAUUCUAGCUCCUUCGAUGUUGCUUCCCACCAGGAGAAAAAAGACACUAUAUCACGGGGAAAAAGAAAAAAAAGGAAAAAAAAGGGCGACAAAAAAGGGGAAAAACAUUCGAAUAAUGCUACACACAGACGCCGAAACAAGGGGGAACACCUCAACAAAGUGAGAAAUAUCAAAUCGAAUGAAGAAAACUUGAACGACUUCCAAGAUAUUAUUAAAAAUGUUAAGAACAGCUUCUCAGGAACGAGGAGGAAUGAGCUGGAUGUAAAAAGUAUGAGCAAAUUUAAUCAAAAAAUUCACCAAAUUAAUAAACAGAUAUUACGAAACGAUCAGGAUGAUCACAAAAAAUCGAAGCAUGAUCCCAUUAUUGAGGGAAGCCUGACAGACACCAAUGCUGAUAACGCUAGUAGUUGCUUGGGCAAGAAAGAUGGGAAGUGCUCUUUAUCUAUUAGUAACUUUUACAACUUUAACCUUUUCUCCAAAAAGGAGGAAAAAAUACUGCCAGUUAAGCACAACCUGGGCAUCGACAAUGACGUCAGCUGGGUUGCCUGCAUCACCAAAUUUUCAGAGUCUCUAGAAAAUCCGGUCCUUAAGGGAAAGAAAAAUGAAAUGAUCAAGCGUAAAAGGAAAAGGAACGAAAAUAUGAACAGGAAAAAUGAUGACUUUUCCCUACAUGGCGAACAGAGGAAGAAUCACCUAAUGAAUAUCCACUCCCCAGUUAAGCACCCAUCGAAUGAUGCCAAGGAGGAAGGUCAAAAUUACCUCAACAAAGCGGUGUCUUUUUUCUCCCUAAACUCAUUCACCAACGUUAUUAAUAAAAAUUUGAUAAAUCGGACUAGUAAUAGAAGCAGUGAUGACGUGGUAAGUCCCACCAAUGAGAUCAUCAUCAGCGAUGGGUACUUCACCACCAGGGAAAAUGGCUCCGACCCGGAUUCCAUCUGUAGAAAUGUCUACCUUGGUAGGGAUACCUCACAGCGUGGUAAUACCCCCUUCAGAGACGUGAAGAAGCAGAAGAGAUAUGUACGCGUACAAAAUAGGAGAACCUAUUGCGGAGCGAACAAGUAUCACUAUGCGGUUGACGAUUGUAAGCAAAAUUCAGACGGGGAAGGAGGAUCCCCUUUUUUCGUAAAUCGUGAUAGUACAGUUUGUCUCAACUUUGCGAGUGACCCGGAAAUGAGAACCAGCAGGGGAAGACGUGGUGGUAUGAAGAGACCUGGAGAUGCGCAACGCAGGAGCCAAUCGUACGUCGCAGCCGAGUCGGAAUCACAAUUCGAGAAAGAGGAAAAAUUCACAAAGUAUGUAAAGAAAAACGAAAUAAAAGAAAAAAUACGCACCAGAAAAAGAAAAAAAAUACAAUCAGUCUAUCUAAUGUACGAAAAAACCUACAAAAUAAGCAAAGAAAAGUUGAACACAUUUUAUCUCUUUUUACAACUUAUAAAAAAUAUAAAGCAUGAGUAUGUAAUAAAUCCAAAUUGCUUUGAAGGGUAUGGUGAAAUUUAUCUCAGUUUAAUUCCAACAGACCAUGGGCGGCUUCCCUUUGCUCGAUGCUUCUCAAGCUGGGGCAUACAAAGAAGAAGUGAAAAGGAGUUUGAAGAAUGUCUACCUAAAUUAAGUGUCUUCAUCACCUUGAAGAAUAUAAAAAUAAUUUUUUCCGAUAAGCAAAUAUUAAAUUUUGUCAAGUGGAUAAACUUAAAUUUUGUUACGUACUCUGUUUGGAAGGCAGGAAUCCUCUCCCAGUUUGAGAAAGUCAAGGCGGACAAUGAAGACGAAAUUGCUUACAUAAACAAAUGGGUUCUAAAGCUCCUAGACACGCACACCUCCAAGGAGGAGAAACUAGAUGCAGAGAGAUUCUGCGAGCAGUUCGAAAACAAUCAUUCUAUAAAUAUAAUUAACUUGUUGAGGAGUAAGGCCUUCUGCAAGCUGCAGGAGUUCAGGAAGGAGGUGGAGUUGCGGGGCGGCGCCACGGGGGAGGAUACAAAAAACAUUCCGAAUGGGGGAAAUAACGAUGGAGAAGCACACAACCUCACUAACAUUGAUGAGGUGGAAAAUGGCGCUGUACCAGAUAAGGCUUCCCCGGAGGAAGACCAUGCAAACAGCAGUGCAGACGGAAAUGAUAAUCAAUUAAAACAAGUUGCGAACGAGAGUAUACACGUGCUGAAACUUUUGAUGAAAAAUCAAAAGGUGUAUAAUAAAAUUAAAAACUCUUUCCGGGAAAAAAUAUUCACCAUAGACAUUUGUAUAGACAUCUGCAUCAUUAACAGUACCUGCUUGGUGACGGUAGAAACGUGCAACCAAGUAAACAACAGAACAGUGAAUUUCGUCAAAACGUAUGCCCUGCUCAUGCAGUGCAUUCACUACCAUAACCAAAUAUCAAACACACACGAGUUGAAGAAUUCCAUGGAUUUAGAACUUUACCCUUUAACAUUACUUUUGGUAGUUAAAAAUUUAGACAACAAGUAUAUCAAGCCAGACAUAAACGUACUGUACAUACUGACCAACGCAGGUAAGAAAGACAACUACGAAAAUUAUCACAAAAAAUUUUUAUUUAAUGUGGAUAAUUUUGAGUUCUUAAAAAAGUACAAUUUACUGAAGAGGGAUAAUAAACGUAGGAAUGAUUAUGCGAAAGUGGGAGAUCGAAGUGACACCUUGAACUUUGGGAGCUUAAGACAGAAGCUGAAAUUUUUGGUGGAAGACAACUUUUUCUUUUUUCCAAAAAGGGACAAUAACAUCUACUGCAAUGAGCUAAAUAAUAUCAUCCUAUCCGACCCGUCCAUUUAUCUCAGAUAUGAUAAUCAGUCCUACACCAUUCUGGAGAAGCCAGACCAUCGACUCUUUUUGCACAACUGUGCUGACUCCAUAUUUAAUAUAAACGGAGAGAUCGUUAAAUCGUUUAUUGAUGAUUAUUUUCAUUUUUGCGACGUUAGAGAAGUUCUGUCAAAGAAGAAAGAAGAAACAGUCUCAUAUAAGAAGGAAUACUUUUUACAACUGGGCGCUAGAUACUGUAACGAUAUUUUAGAUAACUACACCACACACACGAACCUGUUCUUAGAUGUGGAACUUGAAAAGAUACUUUCCUUUGUCAUUACGAAAUCUGGAAAAGGGUCAGAAGUGCAGGGAUACAGCUUAAAUUUGAAUCCUGUGAAGAUCGUUACUCAGCUAACACAACGAAUGGUUUGUUACGACGAAUCGGUCACUAACAAAAAUGUGUAUGACUCCUUCUUCGUACAGUUUGAUGGAAUAAAGGUAAGACGUAUCCUAAACUGGGACCACGCAGCGAGGAAUUAUAAAACUUACUUGGAUGAGAACUUUAUAAGACCCUACCGCAUCUUAUUUCACUCGAAAAGUAAAGUUUACUUUGAUAGAAAGGAGGGUGGAAGGGACAAAUUUUCCUUCAACCUCAACCGGGGAAAUGGUUUACAUAGAAAUUCCCACCGGGGAAGUACAUUCGCAUGGGAUGGAGAAGUAGGAGUGAGUAAAAGUGAUGCAAGUAGCCAAUCUCACACUUCCCAAGGAAGUAACAAUGAGCAAAGUCACCCCCCUGAUGAAACACAACACAAUGACAAUAAUGAUAACAACCCGUACAACUCCAUUGAUAAAAAAAAAAAAUCAGAAAUUUUUAACUUAAAAAGAAAUGAAAACUACUCAGACAGUGAAUAUUCUUCCCUCUCAAAUUACAAACAAAGGAAGAGUAACAAAUUUUUAAGGUCCACCAGUUGUCCAGCUGUAAAAAAUAGGAAAAAUGCUUCCAUGGAGCAGGCCCGCCUGGAUGUAGAAAAGAGCAACAUAAAAGGAGCAUCAUACAACAUUGGCAACCUCAAAGGGGCCUACUGCAUGGACAAAACGUACAGCCCCUUUUUUUUUAAAACAUGUGCAAAUGAAUAUCAAGAGGAGGAUGAAAUGUUGGUGAAUCACAACUUCCUCGACAUGUACAAAAAAUCAUCAAACGACCCCACAUACAAUGAUAAGGACAUACAAAAUAGCUACUCAUACAUUAACGAAGAAAGUGGAAACUACGACAAAAGUGACGAUAAAUCUUCGAAUUAUGUUUUCUCCAUGAGUGAAAAGGCGUCCUGCACCAUCCACCUGUGUCACUUAAAAUUCAACCCAAAGUUCCCCAUGUUUAUCUGUAAGCUUAACGAAGAAAAUAUGUAUAUCAAUAUUUGCGAUUACGACGUGGAGUUUUUCUUUCUCAUUUUUUCCUACAUUUAUGGACACUACAACACGCAGCAGAUGGAAAAUAAAAAAAGAAAUAUUUUCUUCUUAAAAGAAAAAAUUAAGUCCAUGUGUAAAUUGAACCAAAAAUACUACAAGGCGUACGCCAAUGCUCACAAGGACAAACCGGUUGUGUCUUUGUUUAGAAAAUCUGGUGCUGCAUCGGUACACCUCAAGCGAAGACACCCUAGCAGAAGUAAGGAAACACACGAAAUGGCCACAAACAGUGAUACAGCUAGUCCUAUCCAUUCUGCUAGCCUCAAUGCAAAAGUUAAAAAGAGAAGAAAAAAGCUCAAAGCAGGAAAGUUCGACCAGAGGGACGACACCCAUGCGGAGGCCCCUCAGGAGGAUAUCACCAUAGAUGGCGAAAAAAAAAAAAAAAGAAAAAGUAAAAAACGUGACAAAAGUGGAUACUCACUUAGGAAAAAGAAGUCAUCCAUAUUUAAAUUGGCACCAUAUAGGAAGGGACGAACAGCAGAAGUGUUAAGAAGCCCAAAUGAGAUACUUCCCCUUGAGGGUAAAUAUAGCCGACAGAGGAGGGAGACGCUCGUUGGGUACUUAAGUGAUAGUCACGUGAGAACCACACAGGAGUUGUCCAUAUCGAAAUUAAGAGAAGAUUUGGCUGGAAUUUUUGGCGAAGGUACGGAUCAUGGGGGGUUGGAGAAUCACGGUGAUUAUUUCGUGACAGAAGGGCGCAUGGGACAAGUGGACGCAGCCGGGACAACCAAAUGUAACCAACAGGAUAAGCAAAACGGAAACCAAUUGGGAGACUCCUUCACAAAGUUAAGUGAACAGUCAGACGAUUCCCUCCUCUGGAAUGGCAAAAAUCUGACCGAGGUGAAGAAGAAUUACCGCUACAGUGGCACCUCUUCCCCCAUCGGGCAGGAAAAAUCACAGGAUGAGAGAAAAGACAAAUUAGAAAAAGUUAAAAAAAAAAAAAAAAAAAAAAGGGAAAAAAAGAGGGAAACAAACCAGAUGGAACGAAUGAACAAUCACCUCUACAACGGUGAGGACCACCGAACACAAGUCUCGUCAGACGAUGAUUCCUGGGUUGAGCUGCUCGAAAACUAUGACAGUGACGAAUCGCUGGAUGAUAAUGAAAAAAUAAAAGUGAAGAAAAUGCUAGAAGAUAUAGAGAACAUUAAAAAAAGGUUAGCUCAUAACAAUUUCAGCAUUACGUGUAGCUUUUCCCUGUCUAUCAAGAAAAUAUUUAUCCGCUUCUGGAAAAGGAAGAGCCCCCUAAAGGGAGGAAACAAAUCCAACGAGUUUAGAAGUCCUGAUACAUUUCAAUUAACAGAAAAUGGUGUCAACUUGGAGAAUAAAGUAUCUUCUAUAUUUGGUAGGGGAAAAAAUAAGGCCAAACUAUCCAUUGCCCAGGAUGAGGAUGAGCACAUAGCGGUUGAAGAGGGAGAUAACACGCUGCACAAUUUGACAAGGACAUUAAGGGAACACGAAAUGAAUGACUUCCACAGGAAAGACAACACAAACCUCACCGUGGAGGAAAGCAAAGAUGAUUUAUUAUAUAACAAAAACUUCAUUGCGCUUAACGAAAAUAUGCAAAAGAAUAUGUUCAAUAAUAUGCAGUAUGCCAUUCCGCUGUGCACCUUCAUUUUUUCAGAUAUAUUUUUUGUUGCAAAGGUGGAAAAAAAUAACUUCACAUACAUUUUAUAUUCCAUGAAUGGGGUGGACGUGAGGGAUGAGACCAACAUUACGCUGCUCAGCAUGAGCUCCAUUUAUCAUAGCGACUUGAAGUUUGUCAACAGGAGCGAGUUCGGCACGGACAGGGUGGAGCGCAUCUCGGGGGUGAAUUCUCGCAGUUGGGGGAGGUACAAAAGUGGGGAGAAGCUCCCAAAUGGGGAGAAUUUCCUCCGUUCGGAAAAAUCACGCAAGAUAGAGAGAGUGAACAGAACUAAAGAGAAAGGGACAAGUGAGGAUCCCCUCAAAAGUAACGAAAUGAUCGAAACGGAGGACACCUUUUUGGACUACUCCAUAAGCAACAUCGAAUUGCCGGACCUGGAGAAGACACACCUAGUGUUGCUCUACUUUGGCUACCUAUUUAAAAAUAACCACACGUUCAAAUUCAUAUUAAACAGAACGAAGGUGAAAAUAUUUUGGGAAAUUAUUGAUGAAUUUUUAACGUGGUUUUUAAGCAUUAAUGAGUUGCUACCACAAAUGAACACAAUUGAGGAGGACAUAAAUCGAAAACUGGAGGACAGUGAAGAUAUCCAUUUAGAUUAUUUGCAAAAAGUUCAACACAUAAACUAUGACGUUAUCUCCAUUAAGCAUAGCAAUACAAUCGUUUCUGGAAAUGGCACCUACAAAAUUGCUGUGGACAGUCUGAUUAACCGGUACAGUGUUAUGUUUCAGUGCAACGAAAUGGAGAGCAGCCCAAAUGGGGAGGAACACGAAACUGUUGACGCUGCAAACGAAGAUGAAAUAACCUACAUCGACGCGGAGGAUGACCCGAUGGAGAAAUACUAUCUCAUAACAGAAGAUAAAUCUAUCUGUUCCAACCAGUAUAACACAAUCAUCAUUGAAAAUGAGGAAGACAUUAAUACCACCUUGAAGGAAAUCCUACUUCACGAAAACUACUUUUUUAAUUAUACCUUUAACAAAAUAAAUAAAAAAAAAAACAUCGAAAAAAUUUUAACUGCAUAUAGUGUAAAGGGUGAUCUUCACAAAGGGAGGCAAUUUACCUCCAGUGGGUCCCACUCUAUAAUGCACGGAAGUAGCUCCAAAUGGCCUCCCCCAAAUGAACAACUACUACAGAAGAAGAAUUACCCCCCUGCUUAUCACGCCGAUAAUACGAAGAGAGGAAGCAUACCCCUUAACGACUUGGACGAACUAAACACCUGUCACGAUUGUCUCCAUUCAAAAAAUUUAGACUAUACUGCCUACACAAAGGAAGUUUGUAAAAGCAAGGCAUACCCCUAUGUCCAUGUAGACAUCGAAAUUAAUUACUUUGAAUUAUGGGUAGCUUUAGACCCUGUUAGGGUUCCGCAGAAAAGAAAAAAUUCCUACCUGUUGAGUGAGGAGGCGAAUAAGGCAUAUCCGAACGGUGGGAAAAACGUUAAAAGAAGACAAACGAGAAAGACAAGUUUGGUCGACAAAGCGAAGGAAUGGAAAAAGAAUUCCAUUAGCAGUCGGACGAAGAAAGGAGCCGAUCGGGGGAAGAAAAAACGGAAGGGGAGCGAUCCCUAUAGUCGUUACGAGAUGGAGGGGGACGGAUCUCCCCCAGAAGGGGAAUACCCAUAUGGAGAAUACCCCAACGGGGAAUGCCUCAGUGACAAACAUGAUAAUCAUGAAGAUGGAGAGAAAAGAACAGACAGGUUUAAAUUUCGCGAAAAAAUGAAGUGGUGCAAAGGCGCCAACAUCGAUAAACCCUACGUUUUGGCGACGAAGGGGUGCCUGAAGUCUGUGAUUUUUUUCUUGCUCUAUAAGGAGAGUUUAGAAGAGAGGGGGGAGGAAAAAGAAGCCGCACGGGAAUACUCCGGAGAUGGCAGUAACAGAAACAGUGGCGAUGAUAGCAGCAAUAACGGCAAUGAAGGAGAAUCCUCUUCCCGGGUGCGCUGGCUAAGGGAUACGCCCACGAAGGAGUUUCCCCAAGGCAGCCAAACGGUCAGCAACAAUUCGAGUAACCCGGAAAAGAAAAAUAACCCUCACGACCAAAUGGAGGCACUAAAAAUUAAAGUUAUGGACGCAUUGGGUCAUUCCAAUUUGAAUAAAGUACUAGACGCAAACGAUUUUGUGAAAAGCACAUUCAUGCAGUGGAUUAUCCAAGUGUCCUCAUACCUCCCAUGCAUACUAAAUAUGAAUAUAUUUCUUUCCCAAAUUACUAGUGCUAUAAGUAGACCAGUGACAAGAAGCCCCUUCCUCAGGGCCUACAUCGAUUGGAACAAUGUGCCCUACAAUAACAUCCUCCUACAACCAUGCAGAGUAAACCUAAACUUCGAAAUGAAAAUACCAAGCCCAGAAAUGUUGAUACAAAGAUGUUUAGGGAUAAAUAAAAUAACGAGCAUAAAAAUUGCACAGAAGGAUAGCCUACUGGUUCAAAACGAAGUGGAAGGAAUAGACGUCAACUGUUCCUUCGAACCCAUCAUUAUGAAUGUGGAUUCUAACGCGUUAACCCUACUCAACCAGCUAUGCAACAUACUACUGGACUUUUCGACCUACUUCUUCGAUUUAUGCUCAUCGAAGGAGAAGGAAGAAGAAGAGGACUUCCUGAUAAGAGGUACAUCCACGAAUGAUAAUUUUUAUGACCACACAAGUGACCUACUACUCAGUGAUAGUUUUUAUUUCAAUGUUAUGGAUGCUUCUACAAGCGCCAUGUCAAGUGCAUAUUCGCUGAGUGACGCGGAUUCCCCACUUUCGAAGCGCCACCAUUUGGAAGAAGAAAUCCGCUCCUUCAAGAAAGACGAACUGAGUAGACUAUUCGUCAGUUUUUGCCUAACCCCUGAAGGUAAGACACAUUCUAAUCCAUUCGGUGGAGUGAAAUCCGCUGGAGGGGACAACCUCGACGGGGUAAAAACUUUUCGAACCGUAAAGAGUGUUAUAGCUAGCCAAAAUGAAAAGAAUCGAUUUGACCUACCGAGCAGGGAACACCUCUUUAGACACAACUCAGAAAAUCACAUUGUAAAAAAAAAGGAUGACAUGAACAUGACGCUCAGGGACUCUAACGAAAGGGUUAAAAGUCAGACGGAUUUACCAUUAGACUCCAACACACUCAACAUGCUUAUGAUGAAUUUUGUAGAAAAUAUCAAAAUGAAUUGUAACGUCAAUUUCGAUGUAAUAAUUUUGCAAGUAUGGGAUUCGAACACGGCCUACAAUAGGUGCUCUCUAAAUUUUGUCAUCGAGUAUUUUUCCUUCCAUUUAUAUUCCCUAAACAUUUAUGAGCAGAGUGUAGAAGGGGCAGGGGCAGACGGAGUAAGAGGAGGAGGAAAUUCCCAAUUGCUGGAUGAUCAAAGGGACCUUUCCCCAGGGAGAAGUGGAAAAGAUGGCAUAACGACUCACUGUCUGGGUGAUGACAUGCAUUUCGAACCGGAUAUCCGCUUGGGCAGAAACUCGGAGGUCUCUUCCAACCGCUUCAGCAAAAUUGGUAGAGAGAAGAAUGCCCAAUUGGAAGGGGCAUCAUAUGAGGAGGUAUACUCACGUGAGACUUCGCACAGAGUGUGGGCCAGAAAUGGCGAAAGGGGGUCUGCUUCCACGCCGCCUGAAUUGAAACGCCCAAAUGAGAAUAAAAGCCAAAUAUACAUGUGUAGCAAAAGCGAUGAGCAGAAUGACAAUCGGAGGGGGACAGACAUAACCAGGGAAAUGGAUGAUAUUACCAAUGCUAUGACCCCACAGGGGGGGGAAAUUCCUCCAGAUGAAGCCAAAGGAAACCAUUUGAAGAACGACUUGUCAGACUCGAACCAGUGCGGAGAAGAAAACAAAGGGUGGAGGAAAUUAUUCAAUAGGAAGAAUUUCAUAAAAAACAUUGAACUGUUCUAUGUACAAAUAAAGAAAAUAUUCCAGAAGAUAUUUUUUAAAAAAAAGGAAACCGAAAUGGUCCAACUGGGUCAAACGGGUCAAAUGGACCGAGUCAACCGAAUGGAGAGUAAUACAAAGCACAAUUUUAGCAAAUUAAAAAAUGAAAACAGAAAAUAUCAAAACGGAAAUCAAAUCUUCAUGAAUAAUGAAUACAUGUUUACUGAUCUAAAAAAUUACAACGAGAAUAAAAAGAGCAAAAAUGUGGAAUGUAAGAUCGAAUUUUUAGUCUACUGUGAAAAUUUUAACAAAAAGGAAAAUUCCUACCAAACAUUUGUCGAACCUGUGCGUGUAGAAAUUAUAGCUGUGAAAAAGGACCUAACGUCUCCAAUACAUCUGUACUACUAUUUCUCAUGGCUGAAUAUUAACCUCAAUUUUAACAUCCUGGAUAAUAUCCUCUCCCUAUGCUGUAGUGUCAUUUUUUCUAUAAUAACACAGAGAACGCGUCUGCUUCUAGGCAGGCACAUAAAUGAGAUAGACAAAAAGAGAAACAUGAAAAAACUUCCUCCGGGAGGAAAAAACGACAAAAAUGAAGAACUCUCUUCCAAAAAUGUACAUACAAAUAAUGUCAUAUACCAAACAGAAUAUGAGGACAACAAUACGGAGAAGAAAAACAUCAGCGAAAUGGAUGACACGUACACGUCCAUGUGUUGGCCAAAAUGCUACGCUGUCAUGCAUGACGAACAGUACAAGGAUAUUCCCCUACUUACAAAUGAUCACAUCCUAUUUAGAUAUAACAAAUUUGACGUCCUGCAUAGCGUAAAUCGAUCCCUAGACACGUACAUUUUUGGAGAGUUCAUUUUGGAGAAGCUUUUGAGAAAUUAUCAGUACUCGUGCCAGUAUCCAGGGGACUAUCUAGCCAAGUAUGAAAACGAAUUUAAUGUGGACAAGUCUGAUUCUGCCUCGGAGCAGCUCAUUCACAUUAAAUUGUUUAACUAUAUUAAGAGGAAGAAGAGACUUGAAAUGAAUAAUAUUUGUAAGAUUAACAAUUUGCUUGGUCAGCCUAUUGCUAUAUGCACCAUACAGGAGGAGAGCGAUUUGUCCUACGAGGAGAGGGAAGGCCUCUAUUCGGAGGCAAGGAGGAACUCCUUCGGGGGGACGCAAUAUUGCGAUAAUAAACAGAGUCUCCUCUUGUCCACCAUCGAUAGGAUAUCAAGGAAGAAGUUAUUUCAAGGUGGAGUUGGCCGACACGCCGCAUUGCCAAACAGCGGGAUAACGAACAGAGACAGACAGAAUCAUCCCACCCGUUCGAAGCGUACCUCGCAUGCAAAAGGAAGAAGGAGCAGUGACAAUCGCUCACCUGGUGGAGAAAACACCCUCACGAAGGAAAAAGAAAAAAACAAUUAUUCGUCCGACCCGAAUGAUCUGAAUGCGGAUCACACAGACACGUCCACGACGCACAGCAGAAAUGCACUCAAGUACCAGUGGAAAAUAUUAAGUAAUAACGAAUCGCUAGAUUUGCCAACACACAAAAAUGGAAAAGUGAAAUUCUUCCUAAUCCGAUUCAGACUACUUAAUUACAUAUAUGACAUCCCAUCAAGCAUACUCAACACGCGGAAUGAGAAUGAAGAUAUUAUCCGGUUGGUCAUUCCAGAGAGGAGAUUACCUCCAAAUAUAAACGCACAAGUGGAGGAAGAACUAUACAAUGAGCAACUCCUAGAAAUGGAUAACUUAUCCGUUGAAAGUAAUUAUCAUACUCUAUACCCAUCUAAUUACACCUCGAAAAGGAAUACUAAUACAAAUAAAGAAGAAGUGUGGAAACCUGCCAACAUUCCACAACCACGAAAUCAUUUGUUCAUAUUCUUCCGGACAAGUAGCAGAAUCAGUCAUGAAGAAAAACAGGAGUAUGACUUCUUCCUGUCAUCUAUCGUGGCUGUUAAGAAUAAUACAGAUUUCCCACUUUAUGUUUUCAAAUCAGUACCAGGAAAUUCAAACCGGAAUGGAAUUUUUAAAGAGUAUUUUCACAAGUACAACACAGUACCUUCCCCCCCACCAACGUACACGCUAAAAAUUGAUAAAAAAAUUGAGAAGUUUAUCCAACAUAGUGUGGCAGAAAAUAACACCCUCAGUGAGGAAAAAAAAAAAAAAAAGACAACUAGUAAAAAUGACGUACGGAGCAGUUGGACAAACCAAAUGAACAGUCAGAAUAAUCCUUACCAUGAAAGCACAAAUAACAAAGAAAAAGCUAUCAACUAUAUUCAACAUAAGUCCUACUUGUAUGGAAGGAAAUGCAUUAAGAAUAUAUUUCCAUUAAUGAAACUGUCCUCCGUAGAGCAUUACAUCUCGGGUGAUAUCAAAUUUAGCUCAUUAGCACCUUUGAAAUAUAAGAGGAAGAAAAGAAAAAAAGGAAGAAAAAGUAAGCAAAAGCAUGAAUUACAGAAGAGAUUUAUUAAAAGAAAAAUUAAAGAAAUUUACCUCAAGAAGUUUUUUAAAAAGUCGAAACAUAAAAGGAUUAGCAAAUAUGAAAAUGGUCUCCUCUCUCGUGAAAAGUUUAGGGAUUUUUCUGGACAAGCCAAUCCGUACAGAAAUAUAAUGUCCAUAAAUGAUUCAUUUUUCAGUUUCGCCAAGAGAUCUUCCCAGCCAUCUGCAUCGUCGUCCGCUUCCUCUGCCGCGUCUUCCUCAUUGACAUCACCCCCACUGGGCGUAGCUAAGAACACUUCAACCACGUCAGUGAGCAUGACGGAUUUGUCCAACAUAACCUUGUCGUCAUUGUCCAAUUCGAUUUUCUCCAUGGAAAGUACCCCAAGUAACAGUUCCGCUUAUGGAAAUUCCUUGUGCGAUUAUGAUAAAGACAAUUCUGAGGAGCAGGCACUUCUUAAUGAGUACUUUAAAAAGGAGCAAGCAAAUGCGCAAGGUGGACUGGAUCUCAUCAAAAUAUCGAGCAAUAGUAAUAAAUUAAUCCCUAUACCUUUGUACUGGCUCGUAGCAGAAAAUUCAUUCAUAUGGCUCUCAAUACAGAAUGAAAAAAUAUACAAACAGGAUUUAUAUGAUUUUUUGAAUGACCAUCAGAAUGCAGAUUAUAUGUGUACAAAGGGAACAUUGGACAAUAUGCUAAAUUACCACUCACCUUUCCUUGCCGACACGGCGAAGGCAUUCAAACCUUCCAUAAUUAGGUUAAGAAACCAUCUGCUAAAAGAAAAUAACAUUUUAACAAAAGAGGGAAAUAAAAAUAAUCCGAAUUUAUCCAACAGUUACAAUUUAAACUACAUGAAUUUGAAGGAGGUGUACUUCACGUCCACCAUCAUCAGCGUCUACAAUCCCAAUUAUGUCCUACAUAAGAAGGACGCUCAUAAUUUCUUCCAAAUAAGUAUUGAUCACGCCCUCAUGAUUAAUAAUGGAUUACCAAGAACCAUGUGUCUGACCUAUGAGGUCCUCAAACCAAAGUCCACUAAGAGUCUGAAAAAGAGCACUAGCACUUACACCACUUUUCCAUCGGUGGAGCGCUCCAAUAGGCAGAAAACGUAUCUUGCCACUGAUGAGUCGCUCUCUGUCGUUGACUCCUACGUUAGAAGAACCGACGAGAGUGUCUGUGAUCGGUGUUGCCGCGGUGAGGAGUUCGCCUCGAGUGAGCAGCUCCAAUCUAGUGAGAGACUCACCCCGAGUGAUGCCUACCAUACUGCCCAAACGGAUGCACAAAGUACAAGUCAGGAGCGCUGUAACACGGAUGGUGUGCAGGAUGAAGAUGUAGACAUUACGCGCAAUGAGGUGGAGAAUUUUACGGACAAAUACCCACAGAAUAGAGACAACAAAAGUGAGCAGAGGAAGGAAGAUCCAAAGAGAAGCAUCCUCUUUUCUGACAACCUGAAGGAGAAAAAAACAAACCUAACUCGAAUCACACACAAUGGAGAAAUUGUCUCCAUGAAGGACAAAGAGAUUUUGCUCAAGGAAGUUAACAAUGAUAAAAAUGUGUUCAUAUAUAAAAACAAAAAAAAGGAAAACAGCCAAAAUGCGGAAAAUACCAAUGGGAAGAUAUACAUGGAAGAAACGAAUUUUAUUGUUACUAUAAAAAAAGAGGGCAAUAAGGAUAUACACGAAAUUAGGAUUGAUCCAGGGCAAAACAUAAAGCUACCGUUCGUUCCUCACAAUAUUAAUAUCUCUUUCGAUGGAUACAAUUCGAGGAGUAUUUCAAUUAACUACCCUCAUAAGAAGGGGCGGGAGAAAAUCAUCCUCGAGAAGGAGGUGAAAGAGGAUAUGGCGUCGUUUUUCUCGCUUGACUAUAGGGAGGAAGGGAUACCCAAUUAUGGGGCGACUGUUGGGAGCUCCCCUGAUGGAAGCAGCGCGAGUGGGGGCAACUACUCCGAGGCUGUAGUGAAGAUCGACCAGGUUGUACACUCCAACCGGAUAACACAUACGAACUACUCCAGUCACAGUCUAGAUAAUGAAUCCUCACAGAGGGGGAAAAUGUAUGCGAACGCACGCACAGUGGCCCUCGGCGAAAUAAAAGACUACAUAAAAUAUGGAGACCUAAACAACGUCAAAUGGAAAAAUGAUCAGCUUCAGCAAAAACGAGAAACUUAUAAAUCGUCCAAAACUGAGGAAGGACAAAAACAGCUAACCAUAUGGGCCAUAUUCAACGAAUUUUACGAAACAGGAAAAAACAGAUACCAAGACAUCUCCUUGGAAAAAAUUCACCAUGCAACAUAUUCAGUGUCCUGCACAUUUUUCGUCUCAGCUUGUGUAAUUAACCGAUUGAACUACCCCAUUACGUUAAAAAGAAUAAAUAACGACAACAUGAUAGUGAUCGAGCCAUAUGUACGAAAAUUAUUGCCCUGCGAAUUUGCCAUGAGAAGGAACCGAGUUGUUAUAUCCUAUGAAACACUCAAGGAAGUAAAAAACUGGAUCAAUUAUCCUUUAAAGAAAUUUAUGAUUAAAAGGAAGAAAUUGAAAAGGACCAGAAAUAUUAUAAAAAAAAAGAAUCACAAAAUUGUAAGUAGUAGUACCCUCAUGCAGAACGAACAAAUAAAAUCGGAAGAGAUAGACAAUCAACAAAUAGAGGGAGAACAACAGAACAGUGGUGAGCCCAUCCAGAAUGACAUUUCAGAGAAGGUUGAACCGAACCAUAUACACAUGAUAAGUAAGAAUAGAUCGAAUCUGUUUCACCAAAUGAAAAGAACAAAAGGCAACUGCUUCUUUUACAGGAGCAAUAUUAACAAACCUCUGGAAUCUGAAGACUUUAGGAUAACAGAUUUGUCCAUCACCAGAUUGACUUGCUCAAACAAAAAUAAAAAUGUACCACAGUUGAAGUACAGCGUAUAUAUGUCCAUCGCCCCCAUGCCCUUCUUUCGAACAACUGUUAUGGAGAUACUACCCUACAUAGUUAUAAUAAACAACACAAAGAUGAAUAUCGUUUUCCAGGAGUAUAUUAAAAAUUACACCUAUUUUAAGUAUAACAUUUUGGAGCCAGGGGCAUUUGUCGAAUUUCACCCACAGUCUAAAAAAAAAGCUAUGUUGAAAAUUUGCGGCAUUUUUGAAAACAGCUUCAAUUACCUCAUUGAUGAUUAUUUGCAGAAGGAGUUGUACUUGGAAAAUUUGGAGAAAGAGAAUGAAAAACUGUUGGGGGGGAUAAAGGAGGAGGAUUGCGCGCGGGAGGAUGAUUCCAAAACUAAGGGUGACUUCCCCACCGGCGGCAACCCACUAUCCAACUGUAACUUACCCGACGACAGAGGUAUUGCUGUUCUUCCCUUGAAUGACAUCUCAGACAAGCUGAGCGUCCUGGUGAACAUCGAACGGGAAAACCAUCACAUGUUCCACCAGCAGUCGUCCUCCUCGAAAAGCACCUGCAGCACUAGUGCGCAGAACUCCCUUGAGAAGGAUGGUGUGGAGAGAGCCAAUCAAAACGACACGAGACCUAAUGACAUGGUGAAGAAAUACAAAAAAGUGGACGCGUUUAAAUUUCUCUACUGGUCGGAAGUGCUGGACUUGACCAGAGUGAGCAUGAUCUAUUUCCGCCAUCCAGUUGUAUCGAAUGAAAAUUUUAAGAAGGAAGAAAAGAAACUUAAAAAACUAAAUCUCCUUCUAAAAAAUCAUGGCAAAAACGACGUUACUUAUUUAAAUAUAUCCAAAGAGCUAUUAAAAACAAGUAGCAUACCCUAUGAGUACACCUGCUGUUCAAUGGAGAUAUCCACCUACAAGGGGUGCAAAUUUGUGCGCUUCCAAGACAUCGAUGUGGUGCCAUUUUACCUCUUAAAUUUAACCAAGUACAACAUUAAGUUGAGACAGCUAGGCAUAUAUGAGCACUCCGAAGUGUUGCGGAAAAUUCCGAAAAAGAAGAAAAAAUCCUUCGACGAAAUAUUCAAAAAUUACGCCUUCAAUUUCUCAUUUUACAACCCGUAUAAGGAUCCCAAGCUCAAGGUCAGCAUACUUUCCUCGAGCAAGAAGAACGAACAAAAUAAAAAGGAAAAGAAGGGCAACAAAAGCGGCCACAAUAACAGCAAGAGUAAGAACAACUUGAGGUAUGCAAACACGCUGAAGAUAAAUCUGAAGAACGAACUCAACUACCUCAGCCUCUUGGCUACCAACUACUUGAAGGACAACGAAUAUGCGAAAAUUAUUAACGAUAAAAUUUUUCACUUGAAACGAUUUUCAGAACAAGUGGAAAAUUUAAAUGAUGGAAAUUUAAACAUAAUCGAUUUGGCGAACUCCACCAACGUCACUUUGUUAAAAUUGAGACAGGGAGAUGCAUUCGUUUACAUUCUCUGCUCUAAAAAAACGUAUAACGGGAAGACCAUCUUCUCGUUCGAAAAUUACGACGAUCUUAUAAGCAACGUUUUGAAUUUCAGGAGUGCAUCCCUCAGCCGUAAGAACAAUUACAAGCUGCUCAAGUCGUUACAUGUUUUCAGCAACAAGAUAAAGAACGCUUACUUCAGGGGAAGGAACAAAAAGCAGGACAAGCGGAAGAGGAGCCGCAAGGGCAGAAAGGAUUCCAUCGGGGGGCAGCACGCAUCAACUGGGGAGUACACCCCGAAUGGACUGUAUGCACAUGGCGGACACGAGAUAACCACUCCCCAAAAUCGCGCACAUCCGAAGAAGCGGCAAAACGCAAACCGAUGGCACUUACUGAACCUGUUUAGAAAAAGAAGCACCACGCGUUCUGUUGAUAAGGGACCGCGGAUAACCCACCUUAUUAGAGACCUAUAUGAGAAAAAAAUGAUCAACAGGGAAGAAAAAAAAAAAGACACAUUAAAUUUAAACAUAUUUGCGCACUUCAUUUUUAAGGGAGUAGGGUUAAGCAUCAAUAACCACAACUUAGAAGAAAUCCUCUACUUCUCCAUGGAAUAUAUAUUAGUUGUAUACAAACAGAUAAAUGACAAGGAUUUGUUUCACUUAAAGAUAGGAUGGCUGCAAAUAGACAACCACACGAAGAACACGGAUUAUAAGAAUGUGCUGUUGCCAAUUAUAGAUUUGAAGAAGAGCCACCAAGUGGAAAAUUCAACACAAGAGCAGAAUGAGGAUCGUGCCUUCCUACCUAAUGGAGGAAAUACCUUCGUAAGGAAGUUACGCACAGAGGACAUGACCAUUCUUUAUCGCUCAAAGAGGGGAAAGUCAAAUGAUACCUUUUCCCAUCACAUCAGGGACGAAAAUGAAUACUGCAAAAUGAAUUCUAGGAAUAUAUUAAGGCCGGUGGGACUUACUAAAAACAAAUCCUGCGAGGAUUAUUCCUAUUUCGAGAAAGAUAAUCUGCUAAUCAGUCCAAACACGAAUAACCCCUUGUCUAAUUCUUACAAAAUGUUCAUCCCUUCCUUUUUCUACGCACAACAUAACUCCGUUUUGGACGUCAUUAUAGUAAAGCAGAAGAGAGGAAACAUGAAGAACUUCCUCGAACUGUCAGAUGUGAAUAUCAAACUUUCCCCUUUGAGUAUAAAUGUGGACUCCUACUUUAUCAUCGAAAUUUUGAAGAUUUUCGACGAACUGUUAAAAAUUCUUGAGUAUGAUUUGACCAAUUAUAAUUCGCUCAACUUGGAGAAGAACAUCGAAUUGAGGGACACCGAUUAUGACAGCUUGGAGUACAAACAAAAUAUGGGCCCAGUGGACGAGCUUAUCAAGCAUUACAUUCUGAAGGACUAUCACUUAUAUGAACAGAUAGCCAACUUCAAAUUUAACGACAUCCGCAAUGAGCAAAAGGAGAAGGAGAAAAAAUUGACGAAUAAGAGAAAGAAAAAGACGAAAAAGAAGGACGGGGAGGGAAGCCACGACGAAACGACUAGCAGCAACAUUUUCCACUCCAAUAGGUUUUUUAACAAAUCAGACAAUGAGGUGCCCGACGUGAGGACCUACAUUAGUAUGAUAAAUGAGUACAAAAAUUGGGGGAACCGCGGAGACCAGGCAGCCACGGGAAGUGACCAGGAUGGUCACGCUGAGGGGACUGACCCCUUGGGAGGAUUGAACAAACAGAGGCGCAUCCCCGCGGGUAACACCACAGGUAAUUGUGCAGGUGGACGGAAAGACACCAUGCUUAAGCAUACAAGUGGCGUGCCUUGCCCAGGUGGGUACACCCACGGGGAAGAAGAAAUGCUAACCCAGAUUACAACUUCAAAUAACAGAAAACGAAACAACCUAAGGAGCAACUACAACUCAGACAACAUGUAUAAUGAAAAAAAACUCAAGUACCUGCAAUCCUGCGAAAAGUAUUACAAGAAUUUGCUAAACAAUCGAAAACGUAUCUUGAAGAAGAUCCAAAACAUUAACAUGAAAAAUAACCUAAUCAGUUUCGACAAAAUAUUUAUCUCCAAAUUAGAAAUUAACGAAAUUAAAUUAAUCAUUAACAUAAAAAAUAGAAUCCUAAGCUACGACAAGAAAAGUGAAAUAAUGGAGUCUAACGUGAUGAACGCUUUGGUUGUCCUUAUAAUGAACAUACCUAACAUAAGUGACGCACAUUUACACUUUGAAAAAGAGGUUAAAAAAAAUAUGUGUGGUUCGUUAUACGUAUUAAUAUUUAACGAAAUUAUGAAUGACUAUAUAAACCCUGGCAUGAAUCAAAUGUUCAAUGUUCUCGGGGCUGUAGAUUUUAUUGGAAAUCCUUUAAUAAUUUAUAAGCAUUGGAAAAAGGGUUACAACACCUUUAUUAAGGACUUAAAGAAAAGUUUGGAUUCGUGUUCUUUUCCUUUUUUAUUUGGUAUUUUACUUCUGAACAUACUUGGCCGAUUUGGAAGGAGCUUACUUUCAGGGAUCCUCGAAGGAGUGAGUAGACUGUGUGGAAGUUGGAGUACCUGCUUUGAACGAUUUUCUAGAAAUGCAGAUAAUUUCAGCAUCGUCACAAAUAGCAAUGUUUUACAAAAUGAAAUUCUAGAUCAACCAUCCAAUUGCGCGGAAGGAAUAUGCUACGGGUGUCAAUCAUUUGUAAACAUCCUCACCAUCAGCUGCGUCAAUACGAUUUAUAAACCAUUCAUGGCAAUAAAAAAAAUUAAAGGUUUUCGAAAAAAGGAAAAAGACAAAUUCAAGAUAUUCCUUUCAGUGGCAAAACUUAUGUUCUAUGGUUUGUUCAGCGCAUUUAGCAGCCUAUUCUUUGGAUUAUUCAAUAGCAUCCUCUCAUUUUUCACCUUUCUAUUUAUCGGCACAUUAAACCAAAUACAAACGGUAACUAUGAAAUCCGUCGUUAGGCCAAAAAAAAUGAGCGUCAUUAAGGAAUACGCCAAAUUUGUUAACUAUGAAUACCCACUGUCUUUCUCUAAUCAUAUCAUUAAUGAAAAAAAAAAAAAAAAAGAAUUUCUAAAAAGAAACAUUGUAGCUGUAAUUCCGUUAUAUUCCUUCAAAGACAACAACGCUAGCAGCAUAAAAAGCUUCCUCUGGGUUAGCAACAAAGAAGUGGGCUAUUGCCAGAGGGAUAAAUUGCUUUGGUCCCUGUUCACCAACUGCAUCAUUAAAGUUGACAUACUGCUUAUCCAGGUGGAUCAUGGUCAGGGGAAGAAAAAACUAUCCAUAUUAAGUCGAAAUAAAAACAAAAUAAAAAGCAAGCGGUCAAAUUUUAGUACAAGGGAUAAGGAGGAUGACCAGCCAGUUAAAACCAAGUGGAACUUUCAUACAUUUUUCUAUCCGCAAAAGUACAGACAGUUGGGAGACUUCAAACCAUCUUACUACAUUAGGAUACUCUACCGAUCUGUGCAUAAGGUAAAAAGGUCCCACCGGAAACCCAAGUUCAGGAACUUCUCCUUCAGGAAAAAGGACGACUCCAUCCGGAGGCUGAAGCAAAUUAUGCGAAAAAACACAUACGAAAGGUACUUUGACAAGCAGUUCAGGAAUGAGCAGCUGGACUACCAGGAAGCAGACCAGGGUGACAACCCGAGUGAGGCCGACAAGGGAGACCAUCAUGACCGACAUAAUGGCCACCAUAAAUAUCGCCACACAAGCAAUCACCAUCGCGUGGAUAACCAUUGUGACCAUGACAGACGAGCCUUGCCCACCAAACUGUGCAAGACGCACCACAAAGUGAACAACUACUACACCAAAAAUUAUGCGCGUGGGUCCACACAAAACAAGGCCAAUAGACAAAAUGACGUGGAGGAAGACGUACUGCACGAUGGAAAUAAUUACUGCGAGAGGGAAAGGAAGUACCCAAGUAGUCGCCCAAGUAGUCGUGUGGGAAAAGGACAGAAGCUGCGUGAUGAUACUCUCCCAAGGGGUGAAAAAAAGAGCAGAUUAAAAAAAAAAGGUAUGUAUCCAUACCAACAAAAGGAUGUGAACAUUAGUGAAGAUUCUAGAGAAAUGGACAAAUUGAAACAUAAGAAAAAACACGCAAGGAAACAUCAUACACAUAAAAAAAAAAAUUUUUUAUAUAUUUCAAAAUUGGUUAAAUGCGAAUCGAAGGAAGUUGCUCUGCACGCCUUUUCCCUUCUCCUAUCCUUUUUGGUGCAUAAAUCUCCGUACUACUUAAAAACUGCGAAUUAG